Messenger RNA from Ruditapes philippinarum (Manila clam), 4467 nucleotides. Its product is annotated as matrilin-2-like. NCBI's taxonomy places the organism in Eukaryota, Metazoa, Mollusca, Bivalvia, Venerida, Veneridae. The transcript is spliced from 9 exons. The coding region runs from base 33 to 1034 and encodes 333 amino acids. The record is from RefSeq and is a predicted model, not a curated record.
GUUGUUUUUUAAUCACUAAUUUAUGUUUACAGAUGCUACACAGGGCACUUUCAAUAUGUUUCAUAUCUGUUGGAAUUUGCAUCACAACUUGUCAAGCCACAGUAAAAGUGACUGAAACAAGUUGUACUAAAGAUGCCUCAGACCAGUGUGUGCAUACUCCAAAUGCAGAAUGUGACAAUGCUGUAUCUGGUGCUAAAUGCAAAUGUUCCGACGGAUUUAUAGAGGAUAAAACGGAUGGUAGCACAUGUGUGAAAAAAGUGACACAAACAAGUUGUGUCAAAGCUACUGCAGACCAGUGUGAGCAUACUCCCAAUGCAGAAUGUGACAAUGCUGAAACUGAUGCUAAAUGCAAAUGUUCCGACGGAUUUAUAGAGGAUAAAACGGAUGGUAGCACAUGUGUGAAAAAAGUGACAGAAACAAGUUGUGCCGAAGAUACUGCAGACCAGUGUGAGCAUACUCCCAAUGCAGAAUGUGACAAUGCUGAAACUGAUGCUAAAUGCAAAUGUUCCGACGGAUUUAUAGAGGAUAAAACGGAUGGUAGCACAUGUGUGAAAAAAAAGGUGACAGAAACCAGUUGUAUCAAAGAUGCUGCUGACCAGUGUAAGCAUACUCCAAAUGCAGAAUGUGACAAUGUUGCAAAUAAUGCUAAAUGCAAAUGUUCUGACGGAUUUAUAGAGGAUAAAACGGAUGGUAGCACCUGUGUGAAAGUACUCGGAGGGACGUGCAAGGAAGACCGUGAUUGCACAGAAGCAGGAGAAGCAGGUUGCACUGAUAGUAAAUGUUCAUGUAAAGCUGACUUUGGAGAAAAAGAUAAUAAAUGCGUUAAAACUGUAAGUGGAACACCUUGUUCAGAAAAUGGAAAAGAAUGUGAAAAUAUUAACAAUUCUCAUUGUGACACUGACAAAUGUAAAUGCAACUCCGGGUAUGUCAUGCAAGUUGACGAAUGUACCGCAAAGAAUUCAGCUGUAUCCAUACAGUUAGGGACACUAACGGUCCUUCUUAGCGGCUUGGCAACUCUUAUACAGCAAUUCUGAUUGGGACGCUAAAGAAAAACCUGAAUUCUAUUUUGUGUGUGUGAUGGACAUUUUAUUUAUACCUUCUGCUUUACAUUGUAAUUAAUGAUUUUUGACAUCUUUUAUCAAAUCAACUGUAGAAUUGACAUUUAAAGAAAAGCUCGCUUUAUUUCAAUAGAAAUGUGCAUAAACAUGAAUCAAGAAAGGGAACUAUCUGCACUGUAUUCUACACAGCCAUUAGUUGGUUUUUUUUAGAUUGAUUCAGUAUCUGUAUCUAUGUCCUUUAAUAUUUCCUUUUUCCCUUUUUGUCUUAUGUUUGUGUGUUAAGAGAUUCAAAAUUUACAAAAGUCAACUGUUAAACACUUGCAUGAAAACAUAUGAUUUUAUGUAUGAAAUCAUUUUGCUUGUAGAUUUUUAGACAUUGUUUCUAUGGUACGCCAAAUAUGUGUUUUAAUCUAUUUAAGCAUAAUGGGCAAUUAAUCGGUGAAAAUAGUGUCGAAUGACAUAUUCAAAGACAGACUUAUUGCAAUUUGAAAAAAAAAGAAAAGUAAUAUAAAUUGCACGAAUAAGCAUGAACUUAAAAGCGAAUACAAGGUGUGUAUAUAAACAUUAAUCUAGACAUCUCAGCGUUUUCAAUAUCAGUUGAUGUAUAAAAAUGAUAUAACUCAUAUUUAAUUGUCAUACAAAUAAACAGUGUUACCGUGACGUUUUAUUAGUCUUGUAAAUUGUGAACAUCUUUAGAGUGAACCAAAAAUUGUUGACAAGAUACUAUUUCCGACGAACGCCAUGUGAUUACGUACAAACAUAUUUGCUUUUCAUUCAAGAGUAUUAGUAAUUCCUUGACAAAUAUUAAAUAAAAACAAACAAAAAAACAGAAAAAUAUUUUUGUCAAUGACGUUUCGUUUAAUAUAUUAAUAAAAAAAUAUUUCCAUUCAAAAUAGACUAAGUAAAACUAUGAAUAUUUUAUUUUAAUAUACUUAAAUGAAACUUUUUUUAAAAGAAAGACUAAGUGAAAUGUGAAUAUUUUAUUUCAAUAUACUUAAAUGAAAUUAAGAAUAUUUAUUUUGAUAUAUAUAUUAUUAAAAUAUUGUCUACUAUAUAAACAGGGCAUGCCCAAUGAUUGGCUCAUUUUUGCUGGGGUUUACUUAUAGUGACGAAAUGGGAAAGGGAAAGCAUAUUCAGAUGCAUGUCCAUUGGUUACUUUUUUCUGGGGUUUCAUAUUGUGCCAAGAGGGAAUGUUUUUUAUGUUUGACUAUGAUACAAAAGAGAAAUAACAUUAAUCAACUCGGCAAUCUGAUUAAUACUCGGUGGCUACGCCCUCUCGUACAAAUCAGAUAGCCUCGUAUUUCGAUGCUCUUUCUAUUACAUAAAGCACAAGUCUUUUCAUAUGAAUUAUCAGCUUGGUUCAAUCUGAUAAUUUUAGAUUAUUCUUCAAAACCUGUUUGCUUUCCAUUUGAAAAAAAUGCAACUGCAAAAUCCUUCAUUUAAGUAGUGUUUUAAUCUAGAUGCACUUAGUUAAUCCGUAAAAUUAUCAGACAUUCUAACUAUUGUACAAAAGAGGUUCAAGCCACGAAAUCACCUUUAGAAGAUUCAGAACUAAUCUUACUGCAGCUCACAGUUUCUCUGGCGAAGAUCCCGAACAUUGAAUUUUGUAUAUUAUAGAAUAUUAUUUAUGUUGUCACAUUGCACAAUUAUUAGUCAUCUGGUACCUUUUCAUUACCAAAAAGGAAAACUUCAGUUGCCUAAUGAAUUAUCAACAUUGCAAAAAAGUGAAAGUAAUGAAAGAAUAGCUGCUUUUCAAUAAGUCCAUAUGUAUUUUUUUUCAUUUCACUCUCGUAAAAUGAAGACUUUAGGGAUAAGACAUAUAGGCUCCUGAUAAAUUCUGAGUUAAUGUUCAAUGAUUUCCUUAACAUUGCAAAAAAAAACACCAAAUCAGAAACGGAACAAUAUCUUUAAGAUUGUGCCAAAAUGGCCCAUUUUGACCUGUUUUUUCAAAAGCUUUUAAUUUGUAGACCCCAUAUAUUGUUUUUUAGAAAGUUUCUCUUCUGGCAAUUUCCUGAUUCAUUUGCUAUUAUUUCUUUUUGAGAAGUAUUACAGUUAUAGUAGGUUGAGAAUUUUGUUUGAAUGUAUGGAAGCUUAAAUAUCCUGUAACUCAAUUUUUUAUGGUUUUAUUUCAUAAAUAUAAUAAUCAAAUGAAGAUUUAUCAAUAUUGUAAGUUCCAAAAAGCAUUAUUUGUAAAGAUAUUACCGAAUUCACAUUUCAUGUUAAUAAAGAAAGGUACUUAGAAAUUUAUUUUUUAUAAAGUCUAAGUCAAAUUUUUCAAUAAGAAAUGAAUGUAUAUAUUUUAAUGAUUACAUAUAAUGUUGACAAAUAUUUGCAGUAAAUAUUUUACAUAUUCUUCGAUGUUUUAAAAUUGUUUUAGAAGCAUAAUUAUAUACAUAUAUGAAUUUUCAUUUAAGUGUGGUAGCAACCUUAAUUACAACAUACAGGAUCUUUAAAAGCCACUUUGUUUAUAUUUUGUAUACUUUUAUUACAAAUAUCACAGUCAGCGCUACUUUUCUCAGGUGAUAAGUUGAUAAGUAUUUGACAUGCUCUAAAACCAUUAUUUAUACGUUAUAAAGACAAGUUUAUUUUUUAUAAAUAAGGAAGAAAAUAUAUUCGUUUCUGAGGCAUAUUGCGCCUUUAACUUUUGAAGAAUUAUCAGGUAGUUUAGAUUGACUAUUUUCUUUUCGAUUUUAAAUUUGUGCGUCUCUACAUAUGCUGCUUUUUGUCUGUAAUCUCAUUUAUCUGUCAUUUUUGUUGUGAAGUGUAAAAUUUACAACUGUUUAGUUUUUUAAUGAGGGUAAACGUUUACUAUAUGAAUAUAUUUUGGUAGAUCAUGCUACUUUGUUUCAUAUAAAGUAGAUAUGUUAAUACUGAAAAGGUUAUUAGUCGGUAUAGAGUAUUAUCCGGGAACAAACCGAUUAUAGUCAACGGAAUAGUUCACUAAAAUGACAUUUGUUGUUUAUCUUUUUGGAGUAAAUUUAAACAGCCAAUGUAAUGGUACCAUGGUACAUAGAUUGUGCUUUCGACCGAUCCGUAUCGGGUACCUGAUCAUACAUGAAUUUUCGAAACUAUCAGGUAUCUUAUCAUACAAGAAUAUUGGAAACUAUCGGGUAUCUUAUCAUACAAGAAUAUUGGAAACUAUCAGGUAUCUUAUCAUACAAGAAUAUUGGAAACUAUCGGGUAUCUUAUCAUACAAGAAUAUUGGAAACUUUCGGAUAUCUUAUCAUACAAGAAUAUUCGAAAAUGUUAAAGUAAACUGAAAUAAAAAAGAAUAAGUAAAUGUAGAUAAGUUAAAAGAAAAAAAUGUUUAUACCAUCAAUGUAUUACAAUUUCAGUGUUUAUGUAACCGUUUAAUAUUCCCGAUGAACACCACGUGAUUAUGGAUAAACGUUACCCCUCAUUAAAGAAU